AUUCUCUCUGUAACACCUAUUCCCUACCCCAACGGCCGGUGAUCUCCGGCGAGUAUCACCACCACAAAACAUAACCGCUCCGCCACCCAAAGCCUCAUUGAUAAACCCUAACACCACCAGUUUCUUCCUGAACUCACCUCACACACUCACGCACUCAGCUUUACGUACAGUUCACAAACCCACAAUUUUAGAGAGAGAACCAAUCAGUCAACAAUGUCAGGCUUCACUUCCUCUACUAAUCCAUCUUCAUCACCACAAUUCCCAUUCUCACCGUCAUCAUCUCCAUUGUCAUUCCCACCAUCAUCAUCGUCAUCUCAAUUCUCAUGGGCUUUUCCACAACAACCCUCUGCGUCGCCUUUCUCAUUCUCAAACCCUAACCAUAGCUUCGGCACACCACCAUCCUCAGCUCCAUCUUACGGUUUCGGAUUCGCCUCUUCUUCUCCCCCAAUUUCGUCAGCAUUCUGCUCCUCUGAAUUUUCGUCGGCGUUGUACGGAACGACGUCGUCUGGAUUUUCGGAGCCGUAUACUGGUUCGCCGUUGCACGGAGCGACGCCGGCUGGUGCGUAUCAACCACUUUUUGGAGCUACGUUUUCUAGUGCUUCUUCGUCUCCGUUCCGUUCUUCGAAUUCGUUCGGAGCUAAUUCAUCGAUCCCGAUUCUUUCCACUACUUCAAGCUUGUUCGGAUCGAGUUCAAAUUCUAGGACUACGAGUUUGUUCGGGUUUUCUUCUUCGAGUUCAGUCUCUUCUGGUACCACCUAUGCAACUGCACCUUUGUUUUCAGCCUUGUUUGGAUCGUCUUCUCCGAGUUGGGCGACUGCUACACUAGCAAGUUCCGCAUCAACUACUGUUUCUUGUACAGAUUCAACGGUCGCAACAACUGGAUGCCAAGACUCCAUCGGUGGAAGCUCCGUUUGCUCCACUAUUUCUUUCAAGUUAGCCGUUAGUGAUGAUGAGGAAGGGUUUGGGAAUGAGGAUGAGCAGGUAUACUAUAGGGCCUUAGAGCAUAUAGGUGUUCAAAUGCCUGAGUGUGAGACUAAGAAGGAGGUUCCAGGGGUGACAUGGGAUCAGGAGAAGAGGGAUGCUAUUACAAUGAAAGUGGCAAGCCUGCUUGAUAGUAUACAGCGUGCAGAACCACCUGCCAUUGGUGGGGUAGUGGUGACCAGUUCAAUGGUAGUCUCGUCUGGGGCUGCUCUGGCGAAGGUGCCAGUUGUGGAGGCUAGUUCGAUUAAAAUGGAUAUCCCUGAUGUGAAGUCGGCUGCAACAUAUGUGCGGGUGACACUGCAUGCCAAGGAGUUGGAAAUAGGUGAAGUGGAUUCAUGUGAGAAUCCGUCAGCUGCAACACAUGUCCGGGUGACACUGCAUGCCAAGGAGUUGGAAAUAGGUGAAGUGGAUUCAUGUGAGAAUCCGUCAGCUGCAACACAUGUCCGGGUGACACUGCAUGCCAAGGAGUUGGAAAUAGGUCAAGUGGAUUCAAGUGAGAAUCCGUCAGCUGUAUCUGAACUUGUUGCUGGAUAUGAAUUAAAAUCUCCUGGGGUUGGGAGUCUGAUAUCCCCCAUAUCAGAGAUGACUGACUUGAAUGAGCUUACUCUGUCACCUCAUUGUGGUUUGAUCAUAAAACAAAUUUCAAGCAAGUAUGGAGAUAUCACUAAGGGGAGCAUACUGAAGAGUAUGGCUGCUAAAUUUCCAUUUUUGCAGUUAGUGGCACAUACAGUGCAUCAAUUGUCCAACCAUACCCAAGACACCUUAGGUUCCAAUGAACUGGAACUCAUACAGACAUGGACAGCUGAUGCAGCAGCUGUUGGAUUUCAGGUGGACUGGUUACAACAAAGGGUUAACCAAGUUACUGCAGCUACCAAAUACCAUGGUCAUCGUAUGGAGUUGGAUGAGUUAGGGAAACAGAUAGAUGCUACAAUAAAAUGUCUGAUGGAGAUGGAGUUGCGAGAAAUUGUUUGUAAGGAGGAGUUAGCUUCCAUAAAGGCUGAAAUGGAAGGGAACGAUUUCAGUGGAUCAAUUCUCAGUACAGGGCUAUUAUGAUGGUGGAAUAGGAGGGAGGAUGGGACAGUUGAUUGUAUGUAAUCUGCCUUUUUCUCCCCAGCUCCUCUUUGUGUGUGUAUUUGACUAUUUGUGUAUAUUUAUAACUCUCUAGACCGGAAAGGUGUAUGAACUAUACUGCUGUGGGUGUGUUGUGCUUUUUUAGUGUUACUGUUCUUUUUCUUCCUCUUCUUCCUAGACUUGUUUGCCAGC
Ilex paraguariensis (yerba mate) is the source of this 2244-nucleotide messenger RNA. NCBI's taxonomy places the organism in Eukaryota, Viridiplantae, Streptophyta, Magnoliopsida, Aquifoliales, Aquifoliaceae. The record is from the annotation of a GenBank genome assembly.